CACCGGGCUGACUGUUAGAGUUGCUUUACUUCACUAUCCACCCCAUAGACUGUAGAAAGAUCCUCACUGAUUAUAAAAAAAAAACCCGACAUCGGUUAAUAAUCCAUUUGUGGAUGAGGGAGAUUGUGUGUGAGACAGAGAGAGAUUAACGGUGAGCGCGCAGCACGCCCCCGUGUCGGCCAUCCAUCCGCGGUGAAAGUGAACAUGACGGCCCGGUCUGUGCGGUUCCUGUCCGGAGCCCUGAAGCCCGUGUACUGCAACCAGUUGUCCAGGAUUUAUGGUGCAGCUACAUGUCACCAGAGACACAAGUCCACGUACACUAUUAUACCUCCACCGGCACGGUAUGGAGGCAGACACACCGUGACUCUGAUUCCAGGAGAUGGCAUCGGACCAGAGCUGGCCAACCACGUGCGUGAACUCUUUCGGUUCUGCUGUGUGCCAGUGGACUUUGAGGUUGUCAAUGUGGACUCGUCUGUGGCCUCAGAAGAUGACAUCAAUGAUGCCAUAACGGCCAUAAGGCGCAAUGGAGUUGCACUAAAAGGUAACAUUGAGACCAACCACAACUUGCCACCAUCCUACAAGUCCAGAAACAACCUGCUCCGCACCACUCUGGAUCUGUAUGCCAAUGUGAUGCACUGCCAGUCUCUACCUGGAGUGAGAACACGCCACAGCAACAUCGACAUCAUGAUCAUCAGAGAGAACACAGAGGGAGAGUACAGCAGCCUGGAGCACGAGAAUGUACCGGGCGUUGUUGAAUGUCUGAAGAUCAUCACCAAGACCAAAUCCUUACGCAUCGCUGACUACGCAUUUAGAAGUGCUCGGGCCAAAGGCCGCAGACGAGUCACUGCUGUACACAAAGCUAACAUCAUGAAGUUGGGCGACGGCCUCUUCCUGGAGUGCUGUAAAGAGGUCGCCAGCGGUUACCCUGAAAUCACCUUCGACAGUAUGAUUGUGGACAACACUACCAUGCAGCUGGUUUCCAGGCCGCAGCAGUUCGAUGUGAUGGUCAUGCCCAACCUGUAUGGCAACGUUGUGAGCAAUGUGUGUGCCGGGCUGGUUGGUGGGCCGGGCCUGGUGCCUGGAGCCAACUACGGAGAGGACUACGCCGUGUUUGAGACGGGCACCAGGAACACCGGGAAGAGCAUCGCUAACCGCAACACAGCAAACCCCACGGCGAUGCUGCUGGCCUCCUGCCUGCUGCUGGAUCACCUGAAGCUCCACGACUUUGCCAGCAUGAUCCGCAACGCCGUCCUCUCCACUCUCAGUGAGACUCGGCUGCACACUCCUGACCUGGGAGGCCAGGGCUCCACCUCUGAAGUGGUCGAGUCCAUCAUGAAUGCUGUUCAGAGCACCGGGCCCCGGACACUGAGCAUCUAGAACAAACACACAUUAAUGUGCAAACUCUCUCACCCAGCAGAGAUGUGUAUAUUAGUGUGCCUCUCUUGAGUGUGUCUUCUAUGCAAUCUGAUAAAAAACACCAGCGAGUUGUUUGAUGGUAAUACUGAAAUUAAACUGUACACACAAACAGUUUGUAUGCCUAUGCAAUAUGUUUUAUUUCUCCAUACAUGUGCGCUCCUGUUAUGUGCAGAAAUGCACAGAAAUUACACUUUUACACUUACAGUUUGUUUCCUGAGCACUUUGUUUGAAUCUUUACUUUACAUGAAACCAUCAUACUGUUUACUGUUUGAGUUACGCCCCCUCCAUUGCAUGUGUUUUAGUUUGGUUAUUUUAUUAGUUUAUUUAUUCAUUACUACUGAAACACAGCUUUCCUAACACUGAAUGUAUUGGGCAACAUUUUCGCACUGUCGAUAUGAGCCCUGCACCUCUAAUAAAGCUCACGCCCCUAUAGCUCA
Molecule: messenger RNA, 1853 nt
Organism: Micropterus salmoides (largemouth bass)
Lineage: Eukaryota; Metazoa; Chordata; Actinopteri; Centrarchiformes; Centrarchidae
Product: isocitrate dehydrogenase [NAD] subunit gamma, mitochondrial-like
Exons: 12
Coding region: 205-1377 (390 amino acids)
Biological process (GO): tricarboxylic acid cycle; isocitrate metabolic process
Cellular component (GO): mitochondrion
Molecular function (GO): oxidoreductase activity, acting on the CH-OH group of donors, NAD or NADP as acceptor; magnesium ion binding; NAD binding
Source: RefSeq, a predicted model, not a curated record